Messenger RNA from Condylostylus longicornis, 891 nucleotides. Its product is annotated as probable serine/threonine-protein kinase clkA. The transcript has 2 exons. Gene Ontology annotation, biological process: developmental process. Bases 1 to 891 code for a protein of 296 amino acids. NCBI's taxonomy places the organism in Eukaryota, Metazoa, Arthropoda, Insecta, Diptera, Dolichopodidae. The record is from RefSeq and is a predicted model, not a curated record.
AUGUCAACAAUAUUAUGUGUAAAACGAUGUGUCAAUGAUAAAUCAUUUUCAGCACUAUUAUUAAAUUUCAAAAGACGCAAAUUAGAAAAUCUUGUACACUCUAAUAUUGGAGAUUCAAAUGAAACUACCGACGAAAUAUCUAUAAUAUUUGAAUUCAUAGGUACUGAAGAAUAUAAAGAUGAAUCAAUUGUGUCACGAAUAACAAAAGACCAUACCAAAAUAAUUGACAAGAAGCGUUCAAAUCAAAGAAUUGAAAUCGAACAGAAUGUAAAAUAUCAGGAAAAUGAAAAUAAUUUUAAUAUUGUAAAAUGCUACCAUGUUAUUAAAGAUUUAAACAAUAAAAAUAAUGAUCAAAAAGAAAUUACAGUAAUUGAUGUGGAAAUGACGUCUAACAGUCAACUCAAUGAAAACAAAUUGGACACAUCAAGCUCUUCAACAAAUUUCAUUAAUUCAGGGAAUAAAUUACUACCUUAUGUAUAUGACUUUUAUUUAUCAAAAAAUGAUGAACAAAUGCCCUUUGAGCAUAUCGAUAAUUACAACGUAAGUAUUAAGCUAAUUGAUGAUUUAAUCUUUGAAGAUCUGUUACAAGAAAAUAAUGAAAAUCCCAACAAUUUCGAUAACAUUAACAACUGUAAUAGAAGUAAUGAAAUAAUUGAUGAACUAGUUUAUGAGAACACAUGGGGAACUCCUGAAAAACUUGAUUCAGAUGAUUCUAAUUGUGAAAAUUAUUAUAAAAAUGAUUAUCCAGAUUCUGAAGACAAUUUGUAUGGUAAUUCUUUGGAUGAUGAAGAUAUAAAAAAAUCUUUAGAAUGCUCAAAUAUUGAUAAUGAAAAUAAUUUAUCAAAUGAAGAUCUAGAUCACAAUGUAGGUGUUUUAUUGGGUUUAAAAUAG